Molecule: messenger RNA, 1249 nt
Organism: Gallus gallus (chicken)
Lineage: Eukaryota; Metazoa; Chordata; Aves; Galliformes; Phasianidae
Gene: RAB34
Product: RAB34, member RAS oncogene family
Exons: 9
Coding region: 56-1108 (350 amino acids)
Biological process (GO): phagosome-lysosome fusion; endocytosis
Molecular function (GO): GTP binding; GTPase activity
Source: RefSeq, a predicted model, not a curated record
GUGGGGACGGUGGGACAGUGAGAGAUGGGGACACGGAGACAGCACGGUUUGGGACAUGGGGUCAGUGGGAUUUGGGGAUGGUGGGAUUUGGGGACGCGGAGACGGCAGAACUCGGAGACGCGGUGACAUCAGGAUCCGGGACACGGCCACAGCGCCGCUCCCCCCCCGUCCGUCCCCAUCUCCCCAGGCCUGGCGGUUCCCCUCAGCCCCACUCCAUCCCAUCCCAUCCCUUUGGCCGUGGGGCACCAUGAACGUGCUGGCCCCGGUGCGCCGGGACAGAGUGGUGGCCGAUCUGCCACAGUGCUUUCGGAAGGAGGCCGCCCUGCACACCCGGCCCGAAUUCCACUCCAGUGUGACCGGCGCCUGCCAGGAGCAGCGGACGGGCACUGUGGGCUUCAAGAUCUCCAAGAUCAUCGUGGUGGGGGACCUGGCGGUGGGGAAGACCUGCCUCAUCAACCGUUUUUGCAAGGACACCUUUGACAAGAACUACAAGGCGACCAUCGGGGUGGACUUUGAGAUGGAGCGCUUUGAGGUGCUGGGGGUGCCCUUCAGCCUGCAGCUGUGGGACACGGCCGGGCAGGAGCGCUUUAAGUGCAUCGCCUCCACCUACUACCGGGGAGCUCAAGGUGAGACCCCCCCCCAUAUCCCCACCAACCAUCCCCACAUCCCCUCCGACCACCUCCAUCCUCACUUCAUCGCCCCAACAGCCAUCGUCAUCGUCUUUGAUGUCAAUGAUGUGGCAUCCCUGGACCACACACGGCAGUGGUUGGCAGACGCCUUGAAGGAGAACGACCCCUCCAACGUCAUCCUCUUCCUGGUGGGCUCCAAGAAGGACCUGAGUACACCGGCGCAGUACAGCCGGAUGGAGAAGGACGCGCUCAGGGUGGCCCAGGAGAUGCAGGCAGAGUUCUGGGCUGUGUCCUCGCUCACAGGAGAGAACGUGAGGGAUUUCUUCUUCCGUGUGGCAGCACUGACCUUUGAGAGCAGUGUGCUGGCAGAGCUGGAGCGCGGCAGUGCCCGCCGGAUCGGCGAUGCUGUGCGCAUCGGCAGCACCGAGAGCGACCUGUACCUGUCAGCACCCCGCAAGAAGCCCAAAUGCUGCCAGUGAGCCCCACGGCACCCCACAUCUCUGUACCAAAGAGCAGCGGCCCCAGCAGGUGGGGGCACCCCGUAGCUAUGCAAACCCCCCCCCCAGAAGGGACACCCCCAGCCUUCAUUGUAAUAAAAUGGGUUUUUUUAUGCUUUUUAA